Molecule: messenger RNA, 827 nt
Organism: Cygnus olor (mute swan)
Lineage: Eukaryota; Metazoa; Chordata; Aves; Anseriformes; Anatidae
Exons: 8
Molecular function (GO): protein binding
Source: RefSeq, a predicted model, not a curated record
AUCCUCGCCGGCAGUCCUCCCCGCACUGCUCUUUAUUUUGUCUCGGGAAGGCGAAGGCGCUGCGAGGAGAAGUGCACCCACGUACCUCCCGGGGUGAACGCGACUUCCCAGCGCACGCAGGCACCACUGCCACUUCCCCCCGGCCCUUGUCGUCUGCUGAUUUCGGCUGCCUGCAGUGCUGCUUGGUGGGCCGCCAAGGCGCUGGUCUGUGGAGCUGGGCUCCUGUCCAGCGCGUGCGGAAUCUCCUCUGACGCACACUCAGAGGCUGCUCACAGAAUCACAGAACGGUUGAGGUUGGAAGGGACCUCUGAAGGUGAAUCAUUGUGGAGUCUGUGCUCAUUUUUAAGACCUGCAACGGUGGCUUCCGUUGACUAUCUGGAAGUGCCUUUGGACCUUUGCCACAGGAAAGCUCAAAGAGAAAGAGUUGUACUACAGUCAAGCUUUGAGCUGGGUACUUGUUGGGAAAGUUUCCGUGAUGCAGAGAGAGUGAGGCCUCAACUGCGACUCAAGAUAACCGGGGCAGAGCUGGAUGAAAGGAAUGACCUGAGAAGGCCGGUGUGUGGAGAGAUGGUUGAGCUGCAGGCCUGCCCCCUGGUGAACUUGCCUGUCUGUGGGACCGAUGGGAACACCUACGCCAAUGAGUGCUUGCUCUGUGUGCAGAAAAUGAAAACCAGGCAAGACAUCCGGAUUUUGAAUGAUGGGGAGUGCAGAGAUGUCUGAGCUUUCUGGUGGCUUUCCUGAGCCUGGAAACAGGUGAUUAAUUGAUCCUGUGUGCUCUGUGCAUAUUGAACAUUUCAGUCAGUGAUGGCGAAUAAUAAAAUUACAUG